AUGUCACGGGUUUUAACUAUAUGGCAUGGGAUUUCAAGUUACACAAUUCAAAUUAUUUAUACGGAGACUAAUCCAAACGUCAGACAAAUUUUUUUAGUUAUUAUAGAUAGAUUUCAAACAAGUUUAGAAAAUAAUAAUUCUUUAUCAGUACUUCAAAAUUAUUGUAACGAUCUUAUAACAAAUAAACCAGAUAAGAUAGUAUUCAAUUCAAAUAAUUUUUCUUCGAUUCCGGAAAAUAUUUUGGUUUCUCUUAUUCAAAAUAAUCAUAAUCUUAAAAUGAAUGAAGUUCAAAUUUGGAAUCAUGUUCUUAAAUGGGGGCUCGAUCAAAAUCCAGGACUUCCUUCUGAUCCUGAAAGCUUUACUGAGAAUGAUUUUAUAAAACUUUUUUUGGAUCACGAUCAUAAACAAAUUGAUCAAUCAGAACCGGAGAAGACUAAAGAGAUUGAACCCGAAGCUCAGGCAUUUGAAAAGAUUUUCAGUCGACAAGUACAAGUAAUAUUCCAAAUAUUGAGCCACAGAUAUUUACACAAUAAAUUUCGUAAAGCCUGCAAUAAUCAAGCUCGCACCGUAACUAUUAUUAAAGUAAGGAAUAGUAACGAAAUUCUUGAAGGAUAUAGUAAUCCAAUUGAAUGGAAAACUGGUGGUAUCUAUGUCGCUACUUACGAUAGUUUCAUAUUCUCUUUCGAUAAUAAAAGUGUCGAGAAUCAUAUUUUGAGUCGUGUAAGGAAUACAAAUUUUACCAUAUCUCAUCAUAGUAGUUGUGGCCUAUCAUUUGAAGAAGGGGAUCUUAUUUUACGCGGAAGUAAACUAUUUAAUAAUAGUGUUUGUACAAAAGCUUCCUAUGAUAGACCGAUCAGAAAUAGUAAUAGUAAAUUUUCUGUAGAAGAAUUAGAAGUAUUUCAAAAUUACUAAGAAAUUUUCUUUUUUUUAAUCCUCUUAAUCAUUAUUCUCUUUUAUAAAUAAUUAUCAUUUAUGUAAUCGGGUUCUUUCAAUAAAC
Messenger RNA from Rhizophagus irregularis DAOM 181602=DAOM 197198, 997 nucleotides. The record is from RefSeq and is a predicted model, not a curated record. NCBI's taxonomy places the organism in Eukaryota, Fungi, Glomeromycota, Glomeromycetes, Glomerales, Glomeraceae.